Messenger RNA from Erigeron canadensis, 751 nucleotides. Its product is annotated as histone H3.3. NCBI's taxonomy places the organism in Eukaryota, Viridiplantae, Streptophyta, Magnoliopsida, Asterales, Asteraceae. The transcript has 4 exons. The record is from RefSeq and is a predicted model, not a curated record. Gene Ontology annotation, cellular component: nucleosome. Bases 125 to 535 code for a protein of 136 amino acids. Gene Ontology annotation, molecular function: protein heterodimerization activity; DNA binding; structural constituent of chromatin.
UCAUAUAUAUACCCCCUUUAUUUUCCCUAAAUACAACGCAUUAUCAUUUACCCCCAAAUUCGAAACCCUAAUUUGUUCAAUUCUCUCCAAACUCAGAAUCCAUUUUAUUAAGAUCUGAAUCCAAAUGGCUCGUACUAAGCAAACUGCUCGUAAAUCCACCGGUGGAAAAGCUCCCCGGAAACAACUUGCUACCAAGGCUGCUAGGAAAUCUGCUCCGACUACCGGCGGUGUGAAGAAACCUCAUCGUUAUCGUCCCGGAACCGUCGCUCUCCGUGAGAUCCGUAAGUAUCAAAAGAGCACAGAGCUUUUGAUCCGUAAGUUGCCGUUCCAGAGGCUCGUUCGUGAAAUUGCUCAGGACUUCAAGACUGAUUUGAGGUUCCAGAGCCAUGCUGUGUUGGCACUACAAGAGGCAGCUGAGGCAUACCUUGUGGGACUAUUUGAAGAUACUAACCUCUGCGCAAUUCACGCUAAGCGUGUGACGAUAAUGCCCAAGGACAUUCAAUUGGCCAGGCGUAUCCGUGGGGAGCGUGCUUAGUUUGAUAUUUUUCGCUUAUAGAAUAUAGUAGUUUUAAGAAGUAGUUUGAUUUGGUUCGUGUGUUGCAUUGGAGUAUGUUUUCUUUACAUACUGAACCUGUUAUGUAGCAGGCUUUAUGAUAAUGGUUUAGGAAUGUGAUCAUGUGAAUUCUCUUAUAUAGAACUUGGUUAUAUUUGAUAAUAAUAUUCUUCUAUAAAGCUGUUGCAUUCUCUUUUA